AACUCAUUCAUACUUACAUACACACUUAUAUUUACACUCAUAUACAUACAUGUAGUACAUAAACUCAUACACACUUACAUACAUACACACUCACAUACAUACAUACAUAAACUUACACACAUACAUACACACUCACAUCAGGGGCGGACUGACAAUUUGGAAACUCGGGCACUGCCCGAGGGCCCGGGGUCAGUAGGGGGCCCCAUGAGAUGCCCCUGGUACCUUUUUCAUAGCUUUUUUGAGUUUGGGCAAGGACACAGGGGCCCCAUGAUCCCCUAUUGCCCGGGGGCCCCA
Staurois parvus is the source of this 294-nucleotide messenger RNA. The record is from the annotation of a GenBank genome assembly. NCBI's taxonomy places the organism in Eukaryota, Metazoa, Chordata, Amphibia, Anura, Ranidae.